Etheostoma cragini (Arkansas darter) is the source of this 2323-nucleotide messenger RNA. RefSeq names its product calcium binding and coiled-coil domain 1a (gene calcoco1a). The transcript is spliced from 15 exons. The record is from RefSeq and is a predicted model, not a curated record. The coding region runs from base 243 to 2201 and encodes 652 amino acids. Lineage: Eukaryota; Metazoa; Chordata; Actinopteri; Perciformes; Percidae.
CAUAAUUCCACGGUGGAAGUGAAGCUGUCAUGCUUGUGUUGUGCUUUGGGUUUUUUUGUUAUUGUUUCGGGUUAGUUGAGCAACUGAGCCCAAGGAGGAAAGCAAGUCUGUUUUGCUCACAUUUUUAAUGUUUUGUCACGCAUUGUGACACCUGUAUCUGAUAGAUACGGCUCGUUUAGAUAAAGAAGUUUACAAAGCGAGGGUGAUAAAGGUGCAACAUAACCUGCCUUUAUUGUGUUGCCAUGGAGAAACCCUGGCGGGUGGAGUUCAGAAAUGUGGGCUGCAGUUACUUCCCUCAGAGCAGAGUCGAUUGCCACUACACACUGAGCUCACAGCACAACUGGGCCAGCAAUGACUGGAUAGGGCUCUUUAAGGUGGGAUGGUUAUCAGUGAAGGACUACCACACGUUUGUUUGGGCACUUGCCCCGGCCGACAAUCAAGAGGGCACAGAUGUCAACUGCUGUGUGCACUUCCAGGCCUCCUACCUACCCAAGCCCAGCUCCCAAGAGUAUGAGUUUGUAUACAUCAAUGCUAAGGGGGAAGUGUUCUCCCGCAGCUCCAAAUUCACUUUCUGCGCUCCAAAGCCACUUGAGGAUCUGGUGACCCUUGAGGAGGAGCCCCAUGGAGAGGAAGGAGGCACAGACAUGUUACUGGUAGUGCCAAGGGCUGAACUGCUGCAGAGUCGACUGCAGGAAUGUCUGCGAGAGCGUGCAGAGUUGCUCCAGGCGCAGGAGGCGGCGAACAAGCAGAGGGAGAAAGAGAAGGAGGAGUACAAGAGGGCGAGGGAGGCCUGGGACAGACGACGCAAAGGGUUAGAAAGUGAUAUCGCCAACCUGCAGGAAGAGCUAAAGCAGAGUCGGGAGAAGGUCAACGAGAUGGAGAUGGAGCAGAAGGAGAAACAGGCUUUUGGAGAAUCACUAGCCCAACAGAAACGUGAUUUAUUGGAUUCAAGGGAGGCGAGCAAAGUGCGAAUCAAAGAGCUGGAGGAGGAUGUCAAAACCCUGACUCAGACAACUUUAGAAAGAGAGACAGAGUUGGAAAGGAUGAAGGAGAGAGCAAAGAGAGCAGGAGCUCAGAGAAAAGAAGAUGAGUGUGAGAGAAAGAGCCUGCAGACCAAGCUGGAACAGACAGAAGGUGAACUCCGAAGUCUGUGUAAGGAGUUCCAAGUCCUGAGGAAUUCGCUGGCCCAGAGAGACACAAGUGUCCUGCAGCUUCAAAACAGCAUCACCACCCUCACCCAGAAACUCACCACUGCCCACAGGAAAGAGGCGGAGAACGAGGCCACACUGAAGGAGAUGCGAAGCCUGCGGGAGCGUCUGAACGCGAGUGAGCGUGCCGCAGAGGGCUUGAAGAGUGAUCUAAGUGCCAUGGUGGUCCAGAGGGAUCACGGGCAGAGCGAAUUGCAUCAGGCUCGUCUGCAGGCUGCCCAGCUCACCCUUCAGCUUGCAGAUUCCAGUCUGGCCCAGAGAGAGGGAAGAGCCCGCUGGGCCCAGGAGAGACAGAAUCUGCAGCGCAGUGCUGAGAAGGACCACGAGCGUCUAGAGAAACUCAACACAGAGAUGCAGAGGAUGGAGGAGAGGCUGCAAGAGGAGAGGAUGGAGAGAGUGAAGCUGGAGGUCGAGCUUGGGAGAGAAAAGGAUUGCAACCGGGUUCAGCUGAGUGAAACCCGCAGGGAGCUCCAGGAGUUGAAGGCCAGCCUGAGGGUUGCCCAAAAAGAGAAGGAGCAGAUACUUGCAGAGAAACGGGAGUUAAUGGAAUACUUCUGUCAGCUGGAGCAGAAGCUGGGAACAGUGGCCAGUGCCAAGUGGAGCGCUGCCCCGUUUGCCUCUACAGGGCGGCCUGGCAGCACAUUAUCUGACUCUGAGGACGAGAACCCAGAGGCUUUGCAGCCCCUCCGUCCCCCAAGAUCUCUGGGACACUACAGCCUGUGUGAGCCGGGCCAGCUGGACUCUUUGCUCCUCGCCACCUCUCCUUCCUCCCCCAGGGAAGUGGAGAGGAGCGCGGUAGUCAUCAACCAACCAGCCCCACUCUCAUUGCCACACCAGGCCAACGCUGACACUCUGGCGCACAGCUCUGAUUCGGAGGAGGAAUCUGAUAUACUUCAGUGUGCAAGACCCAGCUCUGGAGAGGAAACAGCACUUUUGCUUCCUGAGCAGGCUGACACUGUUCUCAGUGAUCUGGCUGACACCUCGCUAUGGUAACCAGUUGACAUCCAGCCCCCGCAAGCGAUCUAAACGGGGAAAAAAUUGGACUAUCUUGGAGUUAAUGUAGUUCCACGUUGCUUCCACCAACAAGCACAUAUACAGCUCAGUCACUACACAGA